Molecule: messenger RNA, 957 nt
Organism: Hirsutella rhossiliensis
Lineage: Eukaryota; Fungi; Ascomycota; Sordariomycetes; Hypocreales; Ophiocordycipitaceae
Product: RNA polymerase II holoenzyme cyclin-like subunit
Exons: 2
Coding region: 1-957 (318 amino acids)
Biological process (GO): positive regulation of transcription by RNA polymerase II
Cellular component (GO): mediator complex; nucleus
Molecular function (GO): cyclin-dependent protein serine/threonine kinase regulator activity
Source: RefSeq, a predicted model, not a curated record
AUGUCGGCCAACUACUGGCAGUCGACGCAGAGGCGCCAUUGGCUAUUCACCAAGGAGCAACUGGCGUCGGUGCGCCAGAAACUCGAGGACGACAAUGCCGACCUGAUUCGCAUGUUCCCCCUGCCCCAGCCGCGCCAUCUCGCAAUAUACUUCAACCAGCAAUUACUGCGGUUGGGCAAACGCCUGAGCAUCCGGCAGCAGGCCGUGGCCUCGGCCCAGGUCUAUCUGAAGCGCUUCUACACCAGGGUCGAGAUCCGUCGCACCAACCCUUAUCUCGUCAUCACGACCGCAAUAUACCUGGCCUGCAAGAUGGAAGAGGCACCCCAGCACAUACGGCUCAUUGUCACCGAGGCACGGCAGCUGUGGCAAGACUUCAUCGGGCUCGACACCUCCAAGAUUGGCGAGUGCGAGUUUUACCUAAUUAGCGAAAUGAGCUCGCAGCUCAUCAUCCACCAACCCUACCGAACGCUGAGUUCACUGCGCGGCGAGUUGGCACUGGCCGACGAGGACGUUCAGCUCGCUCGCUCCGUCAUCAACGACCACUACAUCACCGACCUGCCCCUGCUCUGUGCUCCGCACAUCAUCGCCCUCGUCGCCAUCCUGCUGGCCUUGGUAUUGCGGCCAAACUCGUCGGGCUCGGGCCAGAACGCCCCCGGUGCGACGGCGGCGGCUGGCCUGGCAGCUGCACAGGCGGCCCUAAGCCAAGCACAUGCCAAGGCGAAUGGCAUCCUCGAACCGCCCAGCAGCUCUGACUCCAAAGAGAAGCAGCAAGAAGCGAGAAUCACCAGGGUGCAGCACUUUGCCGCUUGGCUGGCCGAGAGUAACGUCGACAUUGCAGCUAUGGUCGACGCCACGCAGGAGAUUAUAUCCUUCUACGAGUGCCAUGAGCACUACAACGACAAGCUGACCCGAGAGCAAAUCACUCGGUUCGUCAAGAUGCGCGGCCUGGACAAGUAG